CGCAUCAGCGACAUGUGCAAAGAAAACAAAGAGAGUUUGUUGGUGAACUAUGAAGAGCUGGCAUCCAGAGAGCAUGUGCUGGCGUAUUUUCUGCCGGAGGCUCCUGCCGAGAUGCUAAAGAUCUUUGACGAAGCCGCUAAAGAGGUGGUGCUGGCAAUGUACCCCAAAUACGAUAGAAUCGCACACGAAAUCCACGUCCGUAUCGGCAACCUGCCGCUGGUGGAAGAACUUCGAUCGCUCCGGCAGCUUCACCUGAACCAGCUAAUCCGCACCAGCGGUGUCGUGACCAGCUGCACUGGAGUUCUGCCGCAGCUCGGUAUGGUGAAAUACAACUGUAACAAGUGUAACUUCAUCUUGGGACCCUUCUUCCAGUCCCAGAACCAGGAGGUGAAGCCGGGCUCCUGUCCCGAGUGUCAGUCACUCGGUCCGUUUGAGAUCAACAUGGAGAAGACUGUGUACCAGAACUACCAGCGUAUCACUAUUCAGGAGAGUCCUGGCAAAGUGGCGGCGGGCCGCCUGCCUCGCUCCAAAGAUGCCAUCCUGCUGGCCGACUUGGUGGACACUUGCAAACCUGGAGACGAGAUUGUGAGUCAACAGACCCUGAUGAAUAAAUUAUUUAUCAAAUCCCCUUUAAUGAAGAAGCUUGAUCUGCACUGCAUUCAUCCCAGACAACAGUUUGGUGGCAUCAGAA
Molecule: messenger RNA, 691 nt
Organism: Sinocyclocheilus grahami
Lineage: Eukaryota; Metazoa; Chordata; Actinopteri; Cypriniformes; Cyprinidae
Product: DNA replication licensing factor mcm2-like
Exons: 4
Biological process (GO): mitotic DNA replication initiation; double-strand break repair via break-induced replication
Cellular component (GO): MCM complex; nucleus
Molecular function (GO): ATP binding; single-stranded DNA binding; 3'-5' DNA helicase activity
Source: RefSeq, a predicted model, not a curated record